ACGUGAUUUCCAUUAGAGAUGUUUCAAGUUUUGGGUGUCCUUCUGAUCUUAGUAUACGUUUAGGCUUAGACCCUGCCAAGUUAGCCUAUUGUGAGGACUAUCUUUGUCUUUAAGCUUUUGAUGAGCCAAAACAGGUGACUGGUUUUUUUCGAAAACAAGAUGGGAAUCUUAGAUAAGACGGUGUGCGGUCUUCGAGGCUGGACUCUUUUGAAAUUGGUACUGGUGUGCAUCGCAUUUAUUGUGUUGAUUUCCUGUGUAGCUAGUAUUAAAGAUGGCGCCCACGAGUCAGGUGAGCCAGGGUUAAGAUAUGAACCAGAUCUUGGGCCUGAUAUUAUCAUUCAUUAUAGGGAACCCAUUUCAUCCCAAGGGCCAGAAGAUGAUAGAGUAGUGAACAGACUGAAACAUUUUAUGAAAGAUUAUGACAUUCGUAAUCAUUCCAAAUCAAACCUCCGGGAAUGUGGGCCUGACAACUACCCAGAUGGUUCUACUGACAUCUUUUGUGUCUUCAAGGAUGAAUGGAUAAAUAAUGCAUGUAAUGAAGAAAUGAGCUUCGGCUAUCCAAGGCAUCCUUGUCUCUUUCUUCUUUUAAAUAAGGUAGAAAAAUGGGUACCAGUAACUUAUCAGUCCUUAGACGAAUUGCCACAAUCUAUGCCAGUUGACCUCAGAAAUCAUAUUGCAGAAGUAACAGAGAACAAUGACGGGAAAUUACCAGAGAUGGUAUGGAUACACUGUGAAGGACAGACUCCAGUUGAUGUGGAAAACUUAGGCACAAUCAAGUACUACAGCCCCUGGAAUGAUUGGCAUGGCAUACCAGCAUAUUAUUUUCCAUAUAAAGAUAAUCCUGAUUACAUGGCUCCAAUGCUUCAGAUACAGCUAGAUAAACCUCAGAGCUCUGCAAUUGUGUUCUCUGCUCACAAGUCACGUGUUCAAAAUACUUAUCUAAGGAAGCAAAGAAUAUCAGAGUUGGAAAAAUCUGUCCAUGAAGUAUUCAUGUCUAAGUGGCUAUCUUUUUCAUCGUAGUCUUCAGUACUUCCUCCACAAGGUUGCACACUUACUUCACAGGGUUGCACACUGCUAUCAACUAACACUGGGGAAAUCUUAUGGUAAGGUUUAAUUAGGUUGACAUGAACUAGCUGGGUAGACUUCUUCCUGUCAGGAGUAGAGACAACAUAAUUAAGUUUAUUUAUCACUUUUGAUACCUUAUAUGGUCCAGAGAACUUAUGUUUUAAUGGAGAUCCUGAAAUUGGAAAAUAAACUAGAACAUGCUCACCAACUGUAAACUUUCGCACCUUAGCUUUUUUGUUAUAAUUUUCAUUCAUUUUCUCUUGUGAAACUUUCAGAUUAUUGAAGGCAAAUUUAUGAAUUUUGUCAAAUCUGUCUUUCAUGUUUUGCAAAUACUUAGAAACUGUUACAGGAGUGACUACUUCAACCUCACCAGUUAAAUUUUCUUUAACAACUCUUAGCACAUCUCUAGCUUUUCUACCAAAAAGCAUUUCAAACGGAGAAACUCCAAGGGAUUCGUUUGGAACACUGCGUAUCACAAACAUCAAGAGAUCCAGGGUUUCAUCCCAGUCUCUUGCAGAUUCCAAGGCAUAUUUUCCAAGAAGGCUUUUCAAUGUCUGAUGUGCCCUUUCCAACACACCCUGAGACUGUGGAUGAUAAGCUGAAGAAAAUGAUUGUUUAAUAUGCAGCUCUUUCAAGACAGAUUGGAAAACCUCACUUUUGAAAUUUGUUCCCCUAUCACAUUGUAAUUCUUUAGGAAAACCUAAGACAGUAAACACUUUAAUUAGACUUUCUACAAUCUUUCUGGCAGUUAUAUUAGGUAAAGGAAUGGCAAUUGGAAAUCUUGUGGUGGGACACAUUACAGUCAGCAGAUACUGAUUACCUUUACGGGUUUUGGGCAAAGGACCCACACAAUCUAUAACAACUUUACUGAAUGGUUCAUGUGGAAUGGCAAUAGUUUUUAAUGGUGCAGGUGGUAUCACCUCGUUGGGCUUUCCCGCUAUCUGGCAGAUAUGACAACACUGUACAAAGUUUUUACAUCAUUUUUCAUUCCUGGCCAGUAGAAAUUAAAAGAUAAUCUCUGAUAAGUUUUACUUACCCCUAAAUGAGAAUCGGCACAAUGUGCAAUUUCAAGAAUCUUACUUCUUAGUGAAAAUGGAACUAUAACCUGCUCACAGUCUGCCCAAGAUUCUUUCGCCGACAAUUUAGAAGGUCGAAACAAGCGCAUCAGUAUUCCCUUCUCGAUGUAGUAGCAAGGAACUUUGUCAAUAUCUGAUUUCUGAACAGCCUUUUCAUAUAAAUUACUCAAACUACCGUCUUCCUGCUGUAAUUUAACAAAAUUAUCUUUAGAAAGGUUUAACAGAUCAGGUAAGUUUGAAUGAUUGAUAGAAACAUUAGGUACAUUCUUAGGUUGCUCAUCAGUAGAUUUCUUUGAGCGAGUUACUACACAAAUUGAAUCCUUAGGCUUAGUACCUUGUGACUCUUGUUUAACACAUUUGCUCUCAGGAUCAUAAAUGAUCAAAUUGCACAUUACUUUACUACCCGCUAAAUCAUUACCGAGGACAAGAUCUACAUUAACAGGAAAUUCAUUAUCAGUGACAGCAACUUUUACAGUUUCAUUAACAUAAGGGCAAUCAAGAUUUACUUCAGCAAGUGGCAAUACUUUACGACUUGAAAAGUCUGAAACCACUACAUGUUCAUUAGUAAAUUUAAGAUCAGGAACAAGACUCUUAUGUAUUAUGGACUGAGCAGCCCCUGUAUCUCUUAGUAUAGAUACUUUCUUUGAAUUGAGAAGGCCAUGGCAAACAAAUUCUUUGAAUCUAUCUGAUCAACAGCACAAUGCAAACUAGUUUUCUUGACCACUGACUGGGAUACCUUACUAGACUGAUUGGCCACUUUGCAACCUGGUUUUGUACAAUUCUUUAUUGUGUGGCCAGGCUGCUUACAAUAAGCACAAGAGCUAAUACCAGUUGCACCAUUACCAUCAGUAUCUUUAGACUUAUCAGGAACUUUAGGCUUACUCUUAUGAAUUAAGCUAUGGUUAUCAGCAAGAUUUCCAGCUUUCAUUAGAUCUUUGAUCUCUCUCUCAGCUAUAUACAUCGAAAUAGGUGGUGGUAAUCUCCGAUGGAAUUCUUCCAAGACUACUAGAUUAACUAAUUCAUUGAAAUUUGCGACUUUUUCACUUGCAAGCCAUUUUUUAAAUAACCUAAGCUUUUGAUUAGCAAAUUCUGUAAAUGUUUGAGAAGUAGUCUUAGUAGCAUUCCGAAACAAUUGUCUAUAACCCUCGCUGGUGAUAGCAUAAGCAUCUAGAAUAUUCUGCUUUAUAACAUUGUAAUCUUCACCAAUUAAAUUUGAUACUACUUGAAUUGCUUUGCCACGUAAUUGGGGUUUAAUUAACCAUAACCACUGAUCUGCAGGCCAUUCUAGAUUAGCAGCAAUAUCUUCAAAAGCUAUGAAAAAACUUUCAACGUCUUUCUCAUCAAAAAAUGGCACAAGCUUUCUUGCUCUAGACAAGUCAAAAUGAAUGGGCCGAGAACUAGAAAUAUCAAACUCUUCACGGUGCUUUUCUACAGCUAUUUUAACCUUUCCUCUUCAACCUCUUAUUCAACUCUGCCUCUUUAAUCUUAUAUUCUAAUUCCAAGUCCAAAAGCUUCUGCUUUUCCUCUAACCUCUUCCGAGAAAGAUAAUCCUCUUGUUCUUUGCUAACUUCCCUUAAUCUUAACUGUAUUCUAGCUAGCUCUAAUUCUUUAUCUACUUUACUAUGCUUUGACCUCAAGUUAAUUACCUGUUCUUCAGUAAAAACAUCCUCAUCAAUAUAGUAAUCCAAAAUAGAGUCUAGAAUUUGACCUUUAAGCGCUGUGUGGCUCACUUCAAUACUAAGCUGACUAGCAAGGGACAGCAAGUCCACCUUUUUAGCUUGAGAAAGGUGAAAAAGUUCACCAGCAGGGUUUGCUACAAAUUCUGAUACAUCAAAAGGCAUUUCGGAGAUUAUUACUCUAACGAUACAAAAUAUCAGGAGUCAAGUCAUUAAAAUGCAAAAGCACGAACUAGGAAAUUGAACAUAUCAAAGUUGGUCGAAGUCUAAUCAGUGAAAAAUUUAUCAAUGACACUGAAAAUCACUAAGACUAAUAGGCACAUCGAAUAUUAUUCUGACAAAAAUUACAUUUAGAUAUGUACGUUUAAUAAGAUUUGCAUAUGCGAGUAUGAGUAUGAAUGAAGCAUUAAAGACGAAACAGCUCGUAAGAACAAAUUUCAGACGCUUCGAAAGCGUUGUCAUGUGAAGACCAAUUGUUUGUACGGGAGCAAACCGCUAGUCCAGACUAAACAACUACUUUAACGAUAGUGACGUGGCUUAGGUCGCUACAACAAAAGAUAGCUUGACAGUUUCCCUAAUAACAGUCAAACAAGGAGCAAGGAACUACACGAAGUGCCCUUUUAACUCUAAACUAGUCAAUACUAUCGGGAGCAAGGUAUUGCUAAGACACCAACACGGCAUAAAGGACUGAGAACUUAAUCUACCGAAGGGAUUAGCAGUCAGACGAACACUUUAGGGAAGCUACACUCAAUUAAACUUCAACCGAAAACUAUGGCAGUAGUUAACAAUUGACAAUACAUUUAGUUUAAAAAACUUAUUUGAAAAAUAAACAUUACGAAAAACAUUAUCCUGAUAUUUGAUACCGAAAAAGCAGUUUAUUCUACAUACAGACGUGUGUGUGAAGUUAACAUGAUAAACACUUUCCGAAUAUAACUAAUAGUCAUUGAAAACAGCAACUCGUUAUCCCGGUCAGGCCCCCAAUAUGUAACGAUCUCCUAUGAGUUAGUCUAGGAGUAGGAGAGGAGUCAUUACACAAACACCCACAGUCACUUUAUAUCAAACCAGAAUAUUAAGGAACGUAAAUUAAAUAUGAAAGAAAUGCUAGAUAUAUAUAUAAUUACACAAAUAACACAAGUUACUAAUAAAUAACAGCAGUACAAAUCAUACAAAUGAAAUAAGAAAAACUUACGAACACUUAAUAAUUGUAAAUAAUCACUUCACAAACACUCUUCAAGUAUGUAAAACAAACUAAAUGUAGUUACCACCACAGUUCAGCUGGAGAGAGGUUAAAGGUCCCGUAGUCUGAAAGCCAAUGACACAUGCUCUUAUAAAGCCAAGGAGGUUAACAGAAAACGAGACUAAGCAAGGAGUCUCGAGACUGAAGGGACAGGUGGUAGCAUACUUAAUGAUUAUAGAGUACAUAAACAAUUAUUCCCCGGACCUAUGAUUAAUGCAAAUUAUAUUCUACAAAAUAUAAACAUAAUCGUAACAAUACUUUUGAACAUUAAUUCAUAGGGGUAAUAUUUCUAUUUUGAUAGACAUAGGUGUAAGGUUAAAGCAAACAUUAUGGUGAAUUAGAUUUCCACAUUUAUUAAAACAUAUUAGGUAAACAUACUUGAAUUGGAUGUUGAUCAUGUGUUUAGCAGAUAUGCGUUGAAAGUGAUGGUUUUAGUUAUUAUAAAUGAAUUGCAGUAAUGAGUAUGUAUUAGUGAAUUGCUAGAGGUACUGUAAUGCUACUUUUAUUUAUUUAUUUUUUCU
Macrobrachium nipponense is the source of this 5575-nucleotide messenger RNA. Its product is annotated as sodium/potassium-transporting ATPase subunit beta-2-like. Gene Ontology annotation, cellular component: sodium:potassium-exchanging ATPase complex. The record is from RefSeq and is a predicted model, not a curated record. Gene Ontology annotation, biological process: intracellular potassium ion homeostasis; potassium ion import across plasma membrane; intracellular sodium ion homeostasis. Gene Ontology annotation, molecular function: ATPase activator activity. The transcript has 7 exons. Lineage: Eukaryota; Metazoa; Arthropoda; Malacostraca; Decapoda; Palaemonidae. The coding region runs from base 160 to 1020 and encodes 286 amino acids.